Fusarium venenatum is the source of this 1110-nucleotide messenger RNA. The record is from RefSeq and is a predicted model, not a curated record. Lineage: Eukaryota; Fungi; Ascomycota; Sordariomycetes; Hypocreales; Nectriaceae.
AUGUACGGCACACGGCUUGUCAAGCUGCUGCUAGUAGCUCUCGCUGUCGUCUGCGUUACCCAGGCAUCCUGGAUCAACCUCGACAAAAUCCACCUCAAGGAGCGUCAAAUUAUGCGAAGAGCAAGCCCUAGUCAAAAGCCUGAGGACGCUCUAGCAAGUGCCACCAUACCAAUCGAUGUGCCCUCGAUUUCUCAAGCAGAACCAGAUACAGCUGCUCCUACUGACGCAGUAGACUCCAAGUCUGAUGAACCUGCCGAUACCGCCUCCGACGAACCUACCCAGGCUACCGACGAACCUUCAAAGGCAUCUGCUACUGAUGCUGAGCCUACUGCCGAUGAAUCCGCAGAGACCACUGCCGCGGAUCCUUCUCCCACCGAGGCCAGCCCUACUACCAAAGCUGCCGAGAAGUCUACCGCUGCUGAUAGCAAGCCCGCCGAGACUUCUGCUCCAUCACCCACCGAGGCUACCAACGACGCCGAGUCUACUGCCGCUGCUUCUGCCACUGAUGAGAAUACCGCUGCCGAGUCGACAAAGGCAGUUGCUUCGCCUACCACCACUGCCGCCAACAACAGCAAGGACCAAAACGACGACACUAGCAGCACUGCCGCCGGUAGCGAUGAGGAGGCCAGCAGCACUGCCGCUGAGAAGGAUACCCAAACAACCGCUAAGCCAGUCACCUCUACACACAUCGCUGUAGUUACGAGGACCAACGACAAUGGUGAUCUUGAGACCAUGACCACUACGAGUGUUUCUACCUCAACACCUGGACUUAGCGAUGGCGAUGAUGACGGCAGCUCCUCUGGCAUGUCGACCAAGACCCGCAAUACUGUCAUCGGCGUUGUUGUCGGUAUUGGUGGUGCCAUUGUCGUCGGUGCUCUUGGUCUCGUAGCCUGGAGAAUCUGGGGACGCAAGAAGCACAACGAAGAAGCCGACGGACUCAUGGAUUUUGACGAAUCCAACAGCCGCCCCAACAGCAACGGUCCUUACCACAGUGUUGAGAAGACCGAGUACAACAGUGUUGGUAGCGCUGGUCCUCAGCGUAGCCCAUUCGCGUCGACGCUUGAUACUUACCAUCAACCAACGCCUGUAAACGCCUCGUCCAACUUCUAA